Messenger RNA from Penicillium salamii, 2508 nucleotides. NCBI's taxonomy places the organism in Eukaryota, Fungi, Ascomycota, Eurotiomycetes, Eurotiales, Aspergillaceae. The record is from the annotation of a GenBank genome assembly.
AUGACCUCUGCGGGGUUCCCAUUCGGCACGAGACUAACACUUCCAUCUCUAGUCAUCGCGGCUGACGGGCUGUACAAACGCGAUGUUUUCCGAUUCCCCGAUCCGUUCGCCGUGGCUACUGUGGGAGGAGAACAGACGCAUACAACUUCGGUCAUCAAGAAAACUUUGAAUCCCUACUGGAAUGAGCCAUUCGACUUGAGGGUCAACGAGGACAGCAUUCUGGCAAUCCAGAUUUUCGACCAGAAGAAGUUCAAGAAGAAGGAUCAAGGUUUCCUCGGUGUCAUCAAUGUUCGGAUUGGAGAUGUUAUUGAUCUCUCCAUGGGUGGUGAUGAAAUGCUGACCCGGGAUCUGAAAAAAUCCAACGAUAAUCUGGUGGUGCACGGAAAGUUGAUCAUUAACUUGUCUUCCAACCUGAGUGCCCCGCAUCCAAACCAGAAUGGCAGCCAGCGCCAACAGCCGCAGACCUCCACGUCGAGCGGCCUGGUGCCCCAAGUGGCAGCCUCAAGUCAGUCCCAAGCAGGCCCCAGCAAUCUCGAUCCAUCCCCCGCCGCCGCAUCCAGUUCCUCUCUGAACCAGCGCACCUCGACGACAGGGCCGCCGACCGGACCCCCGCCCCCUUUGAAUGGCGCUCCCGCCAACCCACCCGGACCGGGCGUCCCAUCGCGUGCCAAUCUAAGCUCCUUCGAGGAUAGCCAGGGCCGACUCCCUGCAGGCUGGGAACGGCGAGAGGAUAACCUGGGACGGACAUACUACGUGGACCACAAUACCCGAACAACGACUUGGUCAAGGCCCGCGGCCAACUACAACGAGCACACCCAGCGUUCGCAGCGCGAAGCUAACAUGCAGCUCGAACGCCGCGCCCACCAGAGCCGAAUGCUUCCGGAAGACCGAACCGGCGCAAGCUCGCCCAACCUGCCAGAUGCCCAGCAAAUACCGACGCCACCUCCAGGGCCGACCGCAGGAACCUCCGUCGCAAGUGGAGCCCCAGCGGGCUCGAACGCUGCUGCGGUUUCCAUGAUGGCGACAGGAGCCACCACUGCAGGCACAGGGGAGCUUCCGCCAGGAUGGGAAAGACGUGUGACACCCGAGGGACGGCCUUACUUCGUGGACCACAACACCCGUACAACGACAUGGGUUGAUCCUCGUCGACAGCAGUACAUCCGCAUGUAUGGACAGGGCCAGACUAGCGGAGGCGCCAACAACACUACCAUCCAGCAACAGCCCGUAUCUCAGCUCGGCCCAUUGCCCAGCGGCUGGGAAAUGCGUCUCACCAACACCGCCCGAGUAUACUUCGUGGACCACAACACCAAAACGACUACUUGGGAUGACCCUCGUCUGCCUUCAUCGUUGGACCAGGGCGUUCCACAGUACAAGCGUGACUUCCGCCGCAAGCUGAUCUACUUCCGAUCCCAGCCUGCGCUGCGGAUCAUGUCCGGCCAGUGUCACGUCAAGGUUCGCCGUAAUAACAUUUUCGAAGACUCAUACGCCGAGAUUAUGCGGCAGAGCGCAUCCGACCUCAAGAAGCGCCUAAUGAUUAAGUUUGAUGGCGAGGAUGGUCUCGAUUACGGUGGUCUCUCACGUGAAUUCUUCUUCCUGCUCUCUCACGAAAUGUUCAAUCCUUUCUACUGUCUCUUCGAAUAUUCCGCCCACGAUAAUUAUACCUUGCAGAUUAAUCCCCACUCGGGCGUGAACCCCGAGCAUCUCAAUUACUUCAAGUUCAUUGGCCGAGUGGUUGGUCUGGCUAUCUUCCACCGUCGCUUCUUGGAUUCCUUCUUCAUCGGAGCUUUCUAUAAGAUGAUGUUGCGGAAGAAGGUUACUCUUCAAGAUAUGGAGGGUGUGGACGAGGACCUGCACCGUAACUUGGCAUGGACCCUGGAUAAUGACAUCGACGGAAUCGUGGAACUUACAUUCUCGGUGGAUGAUGAGAAGUUUGGCGAGCGUACCACUAUUGAUUUAAUACCCGGUGGUCGGGAUAUUACCGUCACCAACGAAAACAAGCCGCAAUACAUCGAGUUGGUUACCGAAUGGAAAAUUGUGAAGCGAGUUGAGGAGCAGUUCAACGCUUUCAUGUCCGGCUUCAACGAGCUGAUUCCCCCCGAUCUUGUUAACGUUUUCGAUGAGCGUGAACUCGAGUUGCUCAUUGGUGGUAUCGCUGAUAUCGAUGUUGACGACUGGAAGAAGCACACCGACUACCGUGGUUACCAGGAGCAAGAUGAGGUCAUCCAGAACUUCUGGAAGAUCGUCCGCACCUGGGAUGCCGAACAGAAGUCUCGUCUGCUCCAGUUCACUACUGGUACCUCGCGUAUUCCCGUCAACGGUUUCAAGGAUCUGCAAGGUUCCGAUGGCCCCAGACGCUUUACCAUCGAGAAGUCGGGUGAUCCCAACGCACUGCCCAAGUCACAUACCUGCUUCAACCGUCUUGAUCUCCCUCCUUACAAGACGCACGACGCCCUCGAGCACAAAAUGUCUAUCGCGGUGGAGGAAACACUUGGCUUUGGACAAGAAUAG